This is a messenger RNA of Coregonus sp. 'balchen', 886 nucleotides long. Lineage: Eukaryota; Metazoa; Chordata; Actinopteri; Salmoniformes; Salmonidae. The record is from the annotation of a GenBank genome assembly.
AUGGAUAUUGUACCUGUAAACACUCCAGCCCCCGAGUUUGUCAACCCCUCCUGGAUGGCGGGCCUCCCGGACAGCUGCCUGCUAUCCGAGGUCACAAUGCCCGGCACCCAUAACACCAUGGCCAUCUACGGCGGCGCCUUGGUUGAGUGCCAGUCCUGGAGCCUGGCGUCGCAGCUCCGGGCCGGUGUGCGCUUCCUGGACGUGCGUGUGCGCCACAUGCGCGGCAACCUCACCAUCCACCACGGCGUGUCUUACCAGCGGGCACACUUCGGCGACGUGCUGGAGGGCGUGGCCGACUUCCUAAGUGAGUACCCCAGUGAGAUGGUGCUGAUGCGGCUCAAGGAGGAGUUCAGUGAGACCAUUGACAUCUACGGGGCGGUGGUCAGCUACAUCCACCUCUACGCCGACUGGGACCUGCUGUGGCACGGUCGGCUCAUGCCCACUGUGGGACAGGCCAGAGGGAAGCUCAUUGUCCUCCAGGACUUUGGCGGACCUGACCUCGGAAUGCGCUACGGCUCCCUGGACAUCGCAGACGACUGGAAGGUAAGGAGACAGUCAUUUUUGAAAAUUAAAUUGUUGCUAGGCAUAUUUAUUGAGUCUCAUAUGCUUGUUGUCUCCCCAGGUCCCCACCCUCCUGCAUGUGGCUGAGAAAUGGCAAAGUGUACACGAACAUCUGGAAGCUGCCCCUGUGGGCAACAAGGCCCAUAUCUUCACCUAUGGCAGCGGAGCGGGCAUCUUUGCCUACCCCAACACCAUCGCCCAGCGAAUCAACGCCCGCCUGUACGACUACCUGACGGCACAGAUAGGGUAGAACAGGCGCUUCGGAAUCAUCGCCAUGGACUUCCCCGCCGCUCCCCUCCUUCAAAUGAUCAUCAACUUCAACUAA